AUGUCCGACAGACCUGAAGGGCACAAGCGCUCCCGCAGUGCGCUGGCGCUUGCACUCCUGCAUCGUGACAAGUCCAAGGGCGAAGACAAGGAAGCAGACGAUACUACCGACAACGCUUCUGUCGGCACUGCCUCUUCGAAUGGCUCGCCGCCCGCCCACCACCGCAGCAACAGCCGAAGCCGCCUGAGCCGAAAGAAGACCGUCUCUCCCCCCGAGCCCCUCCUUGAACAUAUCCCUACCAACACGAGCUACCAAAGCGCCGACGGCGACGUCAACGCCAACCCCAACGCCAUGGACGUGCCCUCCGUCACGCUGACCGAGAGCGGUGGCAGCUUGUCCCUCGACCAGUCCGUGCGGACCUUCCGUCUGUUUGAGAUCCUACGGAGCGGUGAUACUACUGCCAUCUCCAAGGCUAUCAAGGAGUCUAGCGAUCCCCAAGUGGAGAACAACUUGUACGGAACCACUAUCCUCCACCUGGCCCUACAGUGUGCCGAGCCCCAGGUUGUCGAGUUCGUGCUGUCCUCGAGUGAGAACCUGGAUAUCAAUGCGCGGGAUCGCGAGGGGAACACCCCACUGCACUUGGCCGCACAGCUUGGCCGUGUCGCUCUUGUCAAGGAUCUACUGAGUCGACCAUCCGUCAAUGACGCGAUCGUCAACUACCGCGGCCAGACGGCGCUGGAUGUUGCUCGUACACCGGAGAUCUUCCAGCAGCUCCAGCUCGCUCGCUCCCUCUUCAUCGACAGCAAGACGCAGGAGAUCCAGGCCCUGGUCACCAAGGGCGAUUACGAUAGCCUGGAAACGUUGCUCGAGGAACCCCGCGUCGAGGGCAUCAUCGAUGUCAACAGCCUGGACCUGGUCACGGAUCGGACUACUGCGCAAACUGGUGGUACUUUGCUUCAUGAGGGAGCUCGUAACAAGAAUUUCCAGCUCAUCGAGCUUCUCUUGACGCAUGGAGCGGAUCCGUUCCGCCGUGAUAAGAAGGGCAAGCUACCCCAAGAUGUUACCAAGGAUGACAAGACGCGCGCUAUGCUGAAGAAGUCCCCGGCUGCGGCGAUUGCCCAGCGCGGUAUACAGGAGAAGGCUAUUUUGGGGAAUAGCAAUGCUCAGGGAUUGUCCGGCCGUGUUUCGAUUGGUGAAGCACCACUGGCUGGGAAGGAUGCCCGUGAGAUGAAGGGUUAUCUUAAGAAGUGGACCAAUUACACGAGUGGUUAUAAGUUGCGGUGGUUUGUUCUGGAGGAUGGCGUGUUGAGCUAUUAUAAGCACCAAGAUGAUAUCGGCUCUGCCUGCCGUGGAGCUAUUAACAUGAAGAUUGCUCGGUUGAGCAUGGACGCUCAAGACAAGACUCGCUUUGACAUUCACGGCAAAUCCUCGGUCAAGUAUCAUCUGAAGGCGAACCAUGUUGUCGAGGCGAAGCGCUGGUUCUGGUCAUUGAACAAUGCCAUCCAAUGGGCCAAGGAUGAAGCCAAGGAAGAGGAGAGGCAGCGCUCACAGAAUGCGGAGGCUCUUCGCCAGGCAAAGAUCGACCAGACUGAGGGUCGUUCAACGGGAACUCCCUCUGAGUCCGGUCUGAGCCACAAGCCUAGCACAAAGGGCCUGGCACCUCCGUCUUUAAGCGUUCCCAGCGGUAGUAUGACAAGGCUUAGCACCCAUGCUUCGCGGACUACUCUUGAGACUACUGGUGGGGAUGAAGAUAGCUCUGUCUAUGAUUCAGUUGACCAAAGUACUUCUCCGAACGAAGUGAACCGUGUGACUAGCCAUGUUCCAAGUGGUCCCGACGGGGAAGCCGAGGAUGAUGACUAUGGGGACUAUGCUUCCAGCCAUGAGGAUGCGCCAAAUGAGGACAAGGAUGCGCUCAACAUCACCGCGCAGUCAGCGAAGCUCCAAUUGGAUCUCCUGGCCAACGUCGCCGCAUCUCUGCAGGCUGAACGGGCCAAGAACCCCGAAACGUCGAUUUCAGACCCGGCCGUCGAGCAGGCACUGGGUGCGUAUGAGGCUGCUGUCAGCAGCCUGAAUGGCCUAGUGCAGAAUCUCCUCAAGAUCUCGCGAGAUCGCGAUUCCUACUGGCAGUAUCGACUGAACCGGGAGGAGUACCUCCGCCAAAUGUGGGAAGAAAGCAUGGCCCGUGUCGCUCAAGAGCACGAGGAACUGCAGUCCAGGAUGGGCGAGUCUGAAGAGAAGCGUAAGCGAACCAAGAAGGCUCUGAAGGAGGCUCUGGAAAACGCGACGGCGAGCAGUCGCUCGAUGACUGGUCCGCCAUCUCGCAUGCCGAUGGAUGGUUCUGCAACUCUGGAAUCCAGCCAGCCUCAGAUUCGGGAGUUGGAGAGUACCACUGGAGAUGAGGAGCCCAGCCAGGCGCCCAUCAUGCCUACUCUCAACCGCAAGCCGUCGGUUCUGUCACAGAUUAGUAGCCUGUACGACUCCGAAUCGGAUGGUGAUGAGUUCUUUGACGCUAUUGAUGCGGGUGAGAUUGAGGUCGAGGAAUUCAAAGAGAGCGAGAAAGUGGAGGAGCCUCAAGAUGAAAGUGCUCAGGCUCGCGCGAACAAGCUUGCAGUGGUCAAGGCUUCUUUCAAGGGUUAUGAAGAGCCUGUGCGUGAGCGUCUGAAGAUGGAUAACGAUGACCGGCCUAAGAUUUCUCUCUGGGGUAUUCUGAAAUCCAUGAUUGGAAAGGAUAUGACCAAGAUGACCCUGCCUGUGUCUUUCAACGAGCCUACUUCCUUGCUGCAGCGUGUCGCUGAGGAUUUGGAGUACACCGAUCUUCUUGAUAUCGCUGCAGACCGGUCUGAUUCUAUGGAACGUCUCGUUUAUGUUGCCUCGUAUGCUGCUAGUGAGUAUGCUUCGACUAUCGGGCGUGUGGCGAAGCCGUUCAAUCCGCUGCUUGGUGAAACUUUUGAGUAUGUGCGGCCCGACAAGGGCUACCGGUUCUUCGUGGAACAGGUUAGCCAUCACCCACCGAUUGGUGCGGCGUGGGCUGAGUCGCCCAAGUGGGAUUACUGGGGCGAGUCAUCUCUCAAGUCCAAGUUCUACGGAAAGUCCUUCGAUAUCAACCUCCUCGGUACCUGGUUCCUCAAGUUGCGCCCGAUUACCGGCGGCGAGGAGCUGUACACCUGGAAGAAGGUCACGUCUUCUGUGAUUGGCAUCAUCACCGGAAACCCCACUGUUGAUAACUACGGUUUGAUGGAGAUCAAGAACUGGACCACUGGCGAGGUCUGCUACCUGGACUUCAAACCUCGCGGUUGGAAGGCCUCGUCUGCCUACCAGGUCUCUGGCAAGGUCGUUGACCGUAAUGGCUCACCUCAGUGGACCAUUGGCGGUCGCUGGAACGACAAGAUCUACGCUCGUCACACUCCCGGCUUCGAGGCUCCCGUCUCCGGCCAAGAUCCCGAGUCAGCUAAGACCCUCCUGGUCUGGCAGGCACACCCCCGCCCGACAGGCAUUCCUUUCAACCUGACUCCCUUCGUCAUCACUCUGAAUGCCCUGCCCAAGGGAUUGAGGGAGCACCUACCUCCUACCGAUACUCGUCUGCGUCCUGAUCAGCGUGCUAUGGAAGACGGCGAGUAUGACCUCGCUGCCACCGAGAAGCACCGCGUCGAAGAGAAACAACGCGCCAAGAGGAAAGAACGCGAGGCCAACGGCGAACUUUAUAAGCCGCAGUGGUUCGUCCGGGAUAGAUGUCCCAUCACCGGGGAGGAGUUCUGGGCCCAUAAUGGCAACUACUGGGCUAGCAGAGAUGCCCAUGAUUGGAGCAGGUCGGAGGAUAUUUUCUAA
Penicillium subrubescens is the source of this 3765-nucleotide messenger RNA. RefSeq names its product OSBP family protein. Gene Ontology annotation, biological process: maintenance of cell polarity; exocytosis; endocytosis. Gene Ontology annotation, cellular component: cytosol; membrane; nuclear envelope. Bases 1 to 3765 code for a protein of 1254 amino acids. Lineage: Eukaryota; Fungi; Ascomycota; Eurotiomycetes; Eurotiales; Aspergillaceae. The record is from RefSeq and is a predicted model, not a curated record. The transcript is spliced from 4 exons. Gene Ontology annotation, molecular function: protein binding; sterol binding.